AUGUCCACCACCACCCCCGCCACGGCCACGGGUCUCGAAGCCCUCAACAACCUCGUCACCUCAACCCUCGACCUCAUCACCCGCCUCGAAUCCGUCGUCGCGAGUCUAACCGCCGAAAAUGCCCGCCCUUCUCCAUCCUCAUCCUCAUCCACCACUUCAUCCGAACAAACGAACCUCCACCCGGAAAUCAACCCCCUCCUUCUCGCCUCCGACGCCUCCACCCUCCUGCGCGCCCAUGCCACCAAGCUCUCCCUGCUAAUCAUCAACGAGCCCUUCACCCCUUCCGCAAUAAUCUCCAUCCUGCGACAACUUACUUCGGGUCCUCUGCCCGGUCUGGCCUCCGCCGCGCAGAUUUGCGGCAAUCCCUCGUCGCAAUGGACCAAGACAAUCAGCGCCGAUUUAUGCUAUCGGAUUUCGCGGGUGCUUAAGGAAACCAGAUCGCUAGUGGAAAAGAUACCAAGGGACGGAAAGGCGUUGAAGGAACCCCCCUCGGGAGCUGGACAACAAAAGGGCGGUAGUAGGGGCAGUGGAAAGCAGGGAAGUGUAGCGAACACGGGCACGUUAUGGGCGGCGUGUGACGAGCUUGUUGCUUUUUCCAAGCGCGGGCUUGGCGGGAAUUUGGUGAAGAAGACGGAGGAGAUGAGGGAUACGGUUAAGGAUGUUAUGGAGGAACUGAAGGAGUGGGGGGAGGAGACUGGAUCUGAUGACGAAGAGGAGGAUGACGAGGAUGAGGAUGAUGACGACGAGGAGGAGGAUAAGAACGUAAAGGACGUGACGCAAAGUUUGGAAGCGGCCAAGAUCGCAGACACACAAGCCAUGCUUGACGAUCUAAUGAACUCGUCUAGUUACAUCCCGCGCGACGACCCGGACAAGAUCCGCGAACGGCUGGAGAGCUGUUUGCGCCGGUUGAGGCUGGUCACGCUGCUGUACCAGGCUGUGGCGAAGCGCAGGUUCAAGAGUCUGCCGCAGGCUGCGCCGGCCGAGGGGUCGGAUAUUCCGAAGAGGUUGGACGAGAUUAUGGUUCUGCUGAAGAAGAUCCCGGAGAGGUUCGGUAGCUUGGCGCUGGCUUUCUACGAGCUGGAUCCCGUCGAGAUUGACAAGUUGAUGGACCAGUGCUUCUUUGACUGCUUUGCUGUGGCUGAGCUGUUGAUCAAGCCAUGGGAUGGAGAGAAAGAUGAGUUCUCGGAUUGGGUGGUCAAGUUCCAGGCGGAGAUCAAGAAGGCUUGA
Sordaria macrospora k-hell is the source of this 1227-nucleotide messenger RNA. RefSeq lists its product as uncharacterized. Gene Ontology annotation, cellular component: nucleus. Lineage: Eukaryota; Fungi; Ascomycota; Sordariomycetes; Sordariales; Sordariaceae. Gene Ontology annotation, biological process: regulation of cell cycle. The record is from RefSeq and is a predicted model, not a curated record.